AGAAAAUGUCUACACCUAACAUUGCAGCAAGAGUGGAAAGUUGGCUUUCAUCCAAAUGGCAUGUUAAAGUUCCUUUGACAUGGCUGGAAGCAUGUAUUAGUUGGAUCCAGGAAGAAAAUAAUGGUAGUAACUUAAGUCAAGCUCAAAUUAACAGUCAGGUAUUUGAGCAAUGGCUUCUUACUGAUUUAAGAGACUUGGAAUAUCCCAUUUUGCCUGACUGCAUCUUAGGUGCUCCUAAAGGAGAGUUGUCAGGCUUCUACUCCAUACAGAUUGAUUCACUGGUUGAUGUUAGCCAGCCAGCGUAUUCCCAGUUGCAGAAGCUAAGAGGGAAAAAUACUGUAAAUGAAGAAGUAACAGCCAGUACUCAAGCAUUGCAGAAGCCCUGGGAAGCAAAGCCAACUCGAAUGUUAAUGCUACAACUAACUGAUGGGAUACAUCAAAUUCAGGGCAUGGAGUAUCAACCAGUGCCCGUCCUCCACAGUCAUCUUCCUCCUGGAACAAAAAUCACCAUACAUGGUAAUAUUGCAUAUCGUCUUGGAGUCCUUCUGCUUAGACCAGAAAAUGUGAAACUGUUGGGGGGUGAAGUGGAUGCUCUUCUGGAGGAGUAUUCUCAGGAAAGAGUCCUUGCUAGAUUAAUUGGAGAAACUGAAAACCCUAAUCCUGUCCAACAAGCUGACCAUGACCACAUUGUUCCAAGGCCUGUGAAUGAGUUAGAACAAAGUCUAGACCCUUCAGAUGAAGAGCUUUUAGCUAGUCUUGAUGAAAAUAAUGAAUUUGCUUUAAACAAUGAAACAUCUUUAGAAAGUGGAUACUACAGUAGAAGCAACAAUUUUAGUACAGCCCGAGGUUCACUAACUGCACCCAAUGGAAAUGUAUUGCCACAGGAAUUGGGAAGUCCUUUGCCUGAUUCAGAUAAUCUAGUUUCACCUCCCAUAGAAUAUGCUGAUGGCUUUUUAAAUGACUUUCCUUCAGAAGAUGACUUUUUUCUGGAAGAAGAGAUGCAAAGGGAGCUUGAAGAAGUGCCACCAGUGGUCAUAAACAUAGGUUUGAUUACUGAGACACUUCCACAUACAUCUAGAAGUUCCUGCAAUUCAUCUUUAAAUGGCAUUUGCAAAAAAGAUGGUGUGAGUGAAAGUGAUAAGCCAGUAGAAGAUCUCAGCAAGCAAAAGACUUUUGGAAGAACAGUAUUUGAUGGUGAUGGAAAUAGUAUGAGUAGCUUUUUGCAGCACAAAAGCGUGUAUCAGACCUGCAGUUCUGCAGAUUUUAAUUUGGAAAAUCCUCCUGGAGAAAGGCAGAAUAAUACAGACCUAGAUGACAGCAGAUGUAAAUCCCAGCACGCUUCUGACAGCAGGCUGUUAAAUGAUGAUCCUGUAUUUUUCUCAAAAAUGUAUCCAGAAGCAGAUCAGCAGAAGCAUGAUUCACAGACCUCUCCUUGCAGAGCAGUAGAGGCACAUUUAGGUUUAGAUUCUCCACCUUUCACGUAUAUUUCUCUUCUCCUUGCAAAAAGACCAGAAACUAUUACAAUGCUGAAAGUUAAAUGUUUUAUUGUUACUCUCACUGGAAACCUCACAAGCAACAAUGGGUCCUGGGGUAUAAAGGCAAAAAUUUCUGAUGGUUCAGCUUAUCUAGAAGUAGAUUUUGCUGAUGAUAUUCUAACAAGUUUGAUUGGCUUUUCGGUGUCUGAGAUGAACAGUUUGAAAAAGGAUCCCACUUUACGUCUAAAACUUAAGGAUGGCUUAGAGAAAUGUCAAAAACAACUGGUAGAUCUCUGUUGUUUGAUGACUAUAGAGUUUAAUCCACUCCAGUCUAAAGCUACUGUGUUAAUUCUCCAGGAUGUUGAUGCAAGGCAUCUAGAACAAUUGAAGAAACGUUUGAAUAAAUAA
Molecule: messenger RNA, 1883 nt
Organism: Nestor notabilis (Kea)
Lineage: Eukaryota; Metazoa; Chordata; Aves; Psittaciformes; Psittacidae
Gene: RMI1
Product: RecQ mediated genome instability 1
Exons: 1
Coding region: 6-1883 (625 amino acids)
Biological process (GO): resolution of meiotic recombination intermediates; double-strand break repair via homologous recombination
Cellular component (GO): RecQ family helicase-topoisomerase III complex; nuclear body
Molecular function (GO): nucleotide binding
Source: RefSeq, a predicted model, not a curated record